Chlorella variabilis is the source of this 1581-nucleotide messenger RNA. RefSeq lists its product as hypothetical. Gene Ontology annotation, molecular function: protein binding. The record is from RefSeq and is a predicted model, not a curated record. The transcript has 9 exons. Bases 1 to 1581 code for a protein of 526 amino acids. Lineage: Eukaryota; Viridiplantae; Chlorophyta; Trebouxiophyceae; Chlorellales; Chlorellaceae.
AUGGUGGUGCAGGCGGAUUUCAGCAGGAGCGACGACAUUGCUGGGAGCCGCUCUGGCAGCAGCAACCUGGGGUGCCCUGCGGCCCAGCUGUUUGUUGACGCUCCACAGGUGCGGGGGCUGACGGGGUACCGGGAGCGCGCGGAGGUGGAGAGCAACUGGCGGGCGGGGCGGUGCAGCUGGGCGCGGCUGGAGGGCCACCGGGACUACGUCAGAUGCGCGCAGCUGCAGGGCAGCCUGCUGGCCACCUGCAGCGGCUCCUACAUGCAGCGCGACUGCAGCAUCAGGCUGUGGGAUGUGGACGGCGGCGCAUGCCUCGAGCACAUGGCCGGCCACCGGGGCCCCAUAUGGAGCAUGCAGUUUGACGGUCGCCGCGUGGCCAGCGGCGACGACGAGGGCGGCGUGCGGCUCUGGGACACGCAGUCUCACAGGGUGGGCGUGGCGUCUGCGCUGGAGCCCCACUCAGUCAAGUGCCUGUCCCUGGACGGCUGUCAGCUGGCGGCGGCAGGGGAGUCGGGCCUGCUGGCGCUGUGGUCGCUCAGCGCAAUUCAGCAUGCGCUCGAUGAGCAGCACCAGGGCGUCGACGCGAUGGAUGCGUCCCAGGAGGGCGACAGCGAGCUGCCCUGCUGGGAGCCUGUGGCCCUGGAGGCGGCGGGAGUGCGCCCCUGCCUGGCUCGCCCGCCGCAGCCGCCCGGCGCCGGCCUGCCCGCCGACACCAGCUGCGUGCAGGUCGACGGUGGCCUCUGCGCAGCUGGCGAGUCUGGGGCCGGACGCGUGCAUCUGUGGCGCACCGCUGACGACGAGCUGGAGUACCGGCGCGGGCUGGCGCUGCCGGGGGAUGCCGGCGGGGUGGCCACCCUCUCCUUCCAGCGCCCCACCGGCUGGCUGGUGGCUGGCUGCGGCAGCGGCCUGGUGCGGGUCGGCGAGGCGCUGCGCGACCUGCUCGGCCACAUCGCCGACGUGCUGUGCCACCAGCAGAGCGGCGGGCGGCUGGCCACGGGCGGCGCCGACCGCACGGUGCGCCUGUGGGACCUGCGGUCGGGCCAGCGGGAGGCCACGCACGUGCUGCAGCUGGGAACCUUCCCCUACUGCCUCCAGCUGGACGACUGGCGGCUGGCGGUGGGCUGCGGCAACGGCACGGUUCAGGUGGCGGACUUGCGGCGGGCCGGCGCCACCAGCGGCAAGCUGGUUUCGCACACGCUGCUGCCAGCACACCAAGAGCGGGUGUGGGCCCUGGCCCUCAGCGACUCCCGCCUCGUCAGCGCCAGCCUGGAUGCCGAGAUCGUCGUGCGUUCUUUCCACCCCGCCCACAUUGCCGACGUGAAGGCGGGCAGGCUGAGCGGCUUCUGCUCGGCUGUGGCGCAUGGCGGCACGAGCUCCGCUUCCACCCAGGAUCUUGAAGUGGACUCGGCUUAUGGCGGCAGUGGCUCCGAGGAGGAGGAGGAUGAGGAGGCAUCUUCAGAUGAGGAGGAGGAUGAGGAGGCAUCAACAGAUGAGGAGGACGAUGAGGAGGCAUCUUCAGAUGAGGAGGAGGAUGAGGAUGAGGAGAGCAGCGAUGAGGAGGAGGAGGCCGAGGUUGCAUGA